Aspergillus welwitschiae is the source of this 4423-nucleotide messenger RNA. Its product is annotated as nuclear protein 96-domain-containing protein. NCBI's taxonomy places the organism in Eukaryota, Fungi, Ascomycota, Eurotiomycetes, Eurotiales, Aspergillaceae. Gene Ontology annotation, biological process: post-transcriptional tethering of RNA polymerase II gene DNA at nuclear periphery; protein import into nucleus; RNA export from nucleus. Gene Ontology annotation, molecular function: structural constituent of nuclear pore. Gene Ontology annotation, cellular component: nuclear pore cytoplasmic filaments; nuclear pore. The coding region runs from base 567 to 4106 and encodes 1179 amino acids. The record is from RefSeq and is a predicted model, not a curated record. The transcript is spliced from 3 exons.
CUGGUAGCUUGCAGGCCUCACUUCUGGACGGCAACCCCUAUGGUAACCAGUCGAUCUUCUCCGGCUUGCCAGCUCCCAGCGCCUCCAGCCCCGGCCCCUUGGCGACGCCGCUUUCGUCUGCCGCCAAGCAGAAGCAGCGGACUCCUCUCCCUGUCUAUAAGAUCACCCCCAAUGCUGCUAAUCGCCUUCUUACACCCCCCAAACGACAGGGAUACGGGUUCUCUUACUCUACCUAUGGCUCACCUUCGAGCUCUACUGGUACUCCUAACGGACUUGGUGGCAGCGUGCUGGGUGGAAGCCUACGUGGCAGUGUCAAUGGAAGUCUUGGGCGUACCAGCUUCAGUAAGAGUUUGUCCACCAGCAAUCUGCGCAAGACGUUCGACCCUGAUACCGACAGCGUCUUGUCCCCCGGCGCACUUACCUCUGGCAGCUCCCGUCUGUCAAGCGGCAGCUUGAAGCGUCUUACCAUCGAUCGCAGCUUGAGGAAUGACCUCUUUGCUCGCCCAGCUAGUACCCCAGCUGCCCCGAUCACCAUCGGCGAAGACGCAGCACAGCCAGCCGACAAGAUGAAGAAGAAGGUCAGCUUUGAUUCGUCGUCGGAUACGCCAGCCACUGGAGGAGAAAUCGUUCCGGUGCAGUCUCAAAGCCCCGAGCCGACUCCGGAGGAAUUGGGAUUCCUGCGCUCCAUCCGCAAGAGCAACACCGUCAAUGGCCUCAAUGGUAUUAAGCCUACCGAGACCUCUGCUCGUCCUGAGAUGGAGUCUGUUCGUGGUAAUGAACUCGCCGUUGUCCCCGAGAAUGCGGCCACGGCUUCAACUACUCCUGAGGGCCCCUCUCGUCUGCCUUUCGUUCCUGGUGGGGACCCGCAGCCGGGCGAGUACUGGAUGAAGCCCACCCGCGCGGAGAUCAGCAAGCUGAGCCGAGAACAGCAGAAGAAGUUUGUUGGCUUUACCGUUGGUCGUCAAAGGUGCGGUCAGGUGACGUUCGAUGAGCCCGUUGAUCUGACCACUGUGGACUUGGACCGCAUUUUCGGCGACCUGGUAGACAUCGGUGUGCGCAAGAUCACCGUCUAUCCGGAUGAAACCAUCAAGCCCCCCAGGGGCAAGGGCCUGAACGUUCCCUCCACCCUUCGCAUCGAAAACUCUUGGCCUCGGGGUCGCGACAAGAAGUCACCUUCCCCUCUCACCAGCGGCCCUCUAUUUGAUAAGCACGUCGACCGCUUGAUAAAGGUGCACAACACCGAGUUUGUGGACUACGAAAAGGAGACCGGCACAUGGGUGUUCCGGGUGCCCCAUUACACCACCUAUGGUCUUGAUUAUGAUAGCGACGAGGAAGAAGAAGGUGAGAGCCUCAACCAAAGCACUUUUAGUGCUGCUCCUGACACUCCGACUCCGAAGGCUCAAACCCCCGCCAACCCCGAUACGACUAUGGGCUCGGAGAUGAUGUCUGCCUUCUCCACUGAUGACUCCUUUGUGGGUUCCAUGGCCGGCGUCGACGAUGAUACCUUUGAUUUCAAAAAGCGUAAGAUUGUUCCGGGUGCGUUUGGCAACCAAAUGAUGGAGACGGUUGAGGACGAGCGCUCGGUUUCUGGAGACGACGAGGAGUCUUUUUUAGGGGAAGGCUCCACGGGUUCGACUAUUGAGCAAGACGGCGAUGAUAUCACCGAAAGCCAACAUUCUGGCGAGUCACUAGUCGAAUUGGAUGAGGGCGAGGAAAUGGACAUGGCGGGCACCUUUCCAGACCUCCAUCCUACCGUGGAGCGCGACGACACCCAAAGUACCGAUACCUUUAUGGAGACCACCCAGCCUAUACUGAAGCCUUGGAACACGCCUUCGAAGCCUCGUCUCGAUCUGACUGGGGACUGGGCCGAGCAUUUGCAACGCACCAUAAGUCCCCGGAAGCAAGACCGCGAUGCACUUCGUGAGAUCCAAGCCAAUGCCUUCACCGAUCGGUCCCUCCGUGAGGACACCCCCAAGCCAUCUGCCGCCGAUACCAGGCAAAAGGGCUUCGCCACCAGCAUCGAUUUGAUGAAUUCUUUGUUUCAGCAACCGCGCAAACAACAGGCCGCAUCUCCUUUGAAGGCACAAAGCGUGCGGCCCAAUGGUCUCGAGUGGCCUUAUAACAAGAAGCCCAAGACAUUUGCUGGCGAAUCCCACGAGCUAAGCGAAGACGACCUUGCGUUCCAUCACUCAUUCAAGCCGCGCUGGGGCACGCUGAACUCUCUUCUUUGCGUCAAGAAUGAUAUGGCGGACGUGCAGGCGGGGGAUAGCGCUUGGAGGCACAAGCUCUCUUUGACUAGCGAAGGAAGAGAUGUGGCUCUCUUGGAGUUCAACACGCCCGUGGAACCGAGUGAGAUGCUGGAUGCCCAGAGGAAGCUGACUGCUGUUUCACGUGUUGACGGGGUUCCCUUUGCUCGUCUGGCAAAGGCCGAUUUCCGGGAAUUCGUGCAAGCUUCGAACUUGGUACAAUCUGACCACGAGCGACUCCUCUGGCAGCUGGCCAACAUCCUCUUCAACGACAAGACUGAGGAUGACAUCUCUGCUGGUGUGCCACCCAAGCUUCGUUCCAAAUACAUUCACCGGAUCAAGAAAGACCGCCUGACCCGUCUGUGGGAGGGUAUCGUACGUGAAAAGCAUGCACAGGCUGUGGCUAAGGCCAGCUCGGCCGAAGAGCGUGCCUUUUACUUGUUAUGCUCGCAUCGGGUCGAGGAGGCUUGCAAGGUCCUGGUUGCCAGUCAGAAUUUCCAUCUCGCGACACUAGUUGCUCAGAUCGCGCGCGAUCCCACGACGCGCACUGAUAUGGCAAAACAGAUUGAAAUGUGGCGCCAGAACAAUGUGUAUUCUGAAAUGAGCGAGCCCGUCAGAGCUUUGUACGAACUUCUGGCCGGCAACGCCCUUCGCAGCGAAGGUAAAUCCACUGGUGCGCUGGAGGAUCGUCUUUCUACUUUCACAUUCUCUGAGCGAUUUGAGCUGGAUUGGUUCCAGGCUUUCGGCCUUCGUCUUUGGUAUGGUAUUACCGACGAUGAGCCCAUCGAAGCCGCCGUCUGCCAGUUCGUGGAUGACCUCUACGAAGGGAAUGAGCCGGCCCUUCCGACGCCUCUUAAUCAGGAAGACAUCGUUGAUCGCGAAUCUCCUCUGUGGGUCUUGCUGAAAGUGUAUGCCACGACAACUGGUGGAGCUUCUCGGACGGCCAAUCUCCAUCCGCAGGAGUUCCCGGCCGUUCUCCUGCCUGAGUCGGUCAGCGGGGAUAAGCAGUCAAGCCGGCUGUCCUUCCAGCUUUGUCAACUUCUUGCGGCAGCCAUUGGGCGACACGAAAGCUUCCAAGUCAACACAGCCCAGAUGGACCAGCUCGUGUGGGACUAUGCUUGGGAGCUUUGCUGCAGUGGCACUUUGAACCGAGCAUUGUUCGUCCUCCUCCACCUUUCGCACGCAUCGGAUCGCGAGCGUGCUGUGAAGGAGACUCUCGCCCGAUUUGCGCCCCAACUGCCGGAGCCGGUCACCUCGGACGGCCAAACCAAUGUGAUGUGGCACUAUCUCACGCAGGAUCUUCAGCUGCCUGAGAGCUGGAUCUGGGUCUCGAAGGCGCUUUAUGCUCGCGACACGGGUGAUGCGGCACGCGAAGUGGAUUAUCUUGUCCGUGGCAAGAACUGGAACGAUGCACACGCUACGUUCUGUCGUGUUGUGGCGCCAACAGCCGUGAUUGAGGGUGACUAUAGCACGCUAGAGAUGCUGGUGUCGGGCUUUGGCGAGGAGCCUGAGCGCAAGGUGCGCGGCUGGGCCAGUGGUGGUGGCAUUUACGACGACUUCCUGCGCCUGGCUACGGCCAGGAGCGGUAAGCGCGAUGCUACCCGGCUUGCCCGGUUAGUCAGUGCCUUGGUGAAGAUGGGCGAGAAGGUCAGUCAGGGAUCGGGUGUGGAAGGAUUAGAGGAGCGUGUAGCCUUCCGGGAAAUGAGUCGCGUGGUUGCCACCUGGACUGGGCACGAGGACUCAAAGGCAAUCGAGCUGUCCAGCGUGCUCAGUCUACCUUUGACGGGCGAUGCACGCCUUGCACAGACGGCGGAAAUGAGUCGGCGGUACUACAGUCUCAUCAUGGCUGGGGGCUAUUGAUCUAUGAUUUCGGGAAUUUGGGUGGAAGGGACUCCGUUGUUUGGAUGCAGCAUACCGAGUACUAGUUUGAUGCUGAAUCUUUGAUAUCUCGCAUCUUUUUGUGUCUAUGGGUUGACGGAACGACAUGCAGCCAUUGUGUAACUUAGAUACUGUUUUCACUUCUCUGUUUUUGUUCGUCUUUUUCUUUUUCUAUUUUCUUUCUGUGAUUCUUGGAUGCAUUCCGUCCUCGGACUUUGCAGAGGGCGCAGAACUCCGGGUGUGUAAGUUAGCUAGCCGGUCAUUGUGAACGAAACAGUAAUUGCGCAAAGUAAUCAUCA